This is a messenger RNA of Uloborus diversus, 619 nucleotides long. RefSeq names its product tigger transposable element-derived protein 6-like. The transcript has a single exon. NCBI's taxonomy places the organism in Eukaryota, Metazoa, Arthropoda, Arachnida, Araneae, Uloboridae. The record is from RefSeq and is a predicted model, not a curated record. The annotation marks the transcript as partial. Gene Ontology annotation, molecular function: nucleic acid binding.
AUGAUAGAAUGGCUAACUGCUCUUGAUGACAAAAUGUGCAAAACAAAUAGGAAGAUUUUGUUAUUUCUUGACAAUUGUAGAGCACAUCCACAAAAUUUAAAAUUGAAGGCUGUGAAAUUGGUAUUUUUUCCACCAAAUGCUACAUCUGUGUUGCAGCCUUUAGACCAAGGCAUUAUUCAAAACUUUAAAGUUGGAUAUAGGAAAUUGUUUUUAAGGCAUGUUAUUUCGCAAGCUUCCAGUGAAAACAGUGCUCAGCUUCCAAAGUCCGUGAAUGUAUUGAAUGCAAUCCAGUGGAUCACUAAAGCGGUUUCCUCAAUAUCCAAAAGUUGCGUUCAGAACUGUUUUACAAAAACAGGCUUUAAGAUCCAAGGUGUAAUAGUCAAUGAAAGUAACAACGAAGAAAAUGAACUGUCCGAACUUGCUCGAGUCACUGGCUGUGAUAUUCCGAUUAACGAUUAUAUGGCGAUAGAUGAAAAUUUAUGCACUGAUGACACCAAUGAGGAUAUCACUGCUUUCAUCUCUGAGAAAAUUGAAGAUGCAGGAGGAAGUCUUCCAGAGGAUCUUGAAAGUAGUGAGGAAGAAGAAGAGCCAGAAGAAGAUUGCAAAAUCAAAAAUUAUA